GACACCUUCACCCUCUCCUUACCCUCCUCCUCCGAUCCGUCUGACACACCCACCACAUUCACCAAUGUCGGCCGCAUUACAAGAGAGUGGCGUCCGUCGCCAUUCUUUUUCCCACUUCGGAGAUGCUGCCACCACCUACCGUCAUACCUCAAUCCCCUAUACUGCGACAAGUCAUCCAGACAAUCCCAUUCCCUCCGAGCCGAAAGACAUCAUCGCUGGAAUGAGAAUACCUCUUGAAGACAGCGUGCGACUGAGCAAUAUGGCCACGAUCAGGACUCGAUCUAGUGGAGAGAGCCUGCAGGGCGAUACGAGCGAUUCCGAUACCCCCUCAACACCGCUCACGGAGCACAGCGAUGCCGAUGGAUCGUUCGUACGAAUGUCAAAAUUAUCCCUCGAAACGAGCACAAAGCCUCCACGAAAGAGAAGGGCAAGCACAACAUAUGCCUCCAAUGUCGAUGAUAUCAGGCGACUCAUCGGGACGGGCGGAGGCACAAAGUUCCUGCAGAAAUACUGCUGUGGGGAGGGGUGCUGCAUGAUAGAAUCAUUGCCUCUUCACACCGACGAGACGGCCUAUGCGCCCAUCAUAACACCCAGCAACGAUGCCUACCGCUUUCUCAACCUCAACUUACGGUCACUAUCCCUCGACACGGAACUCACCAAGAUCCCCGAGGUGCAAGAGUCAAAGGUGUCGUUUGCAGCCCUCCGACGAGCCUCGAUCGAGGAGAAGUUUCCAGACGAAGCACACCAUAGACAUGAUGCCGAGGCUGUCAAGUCGUAUCCGCCGACUUACAUGAAGCCGCAUCCUCCAUAUGAGAUCUUCAAUGCGCCAUUGUAUGAUGCUCGGGAGCUCACCAAGCCUGGUGCGGAAAAGAGGACGUUCCACUUUGACAUCGAUGUCACGGACUAUCCGGCAGAAGGUGGCGUGGAUUUCAAAGUCGGUGGUGCCGUAGGUGUAUGUCCUCCAAACGAUCCAGAAGUCGUCGAGGAUAUCAUGAAUCAGCUCGGAGUACCUCGGUUCCUCCGCGACAAGGCGGUUCGUUUACAAACGACAGGCGGACGCUGGCCUACCAUUUGGGGCGACGAGGAAUCUCGAGAACUUGUCACAACACGGAGGGAAGUCCUCACAUGGACAGUCGACAUAUCCUCCACCGCACCCACCAAACCACUCCUCCGCCUUCUUGCAGAGCACGCCUCCGAGCCCAACGAGAAGAAGAUUCUUGAAUAUGUCUGCUCCGCACAAGGACAAGCGACCUUCUGCGACCUCCGCACAGGACCUCAUAUCACCGUCCAACAACUCCUCCGAGCCUUCCCCUCCUCAAAGCCACCACUCGAAUCCCUGUGCGCCGUCCUCACCCAACUCAUGCCACGAUUCUACUCCCUCUCCAACGACCCUCACGUCUCCUCCGCCCGUGAAGGCUUGGCUGGACGCCGGCUAAUCGAAAUCGCCGUCACCAUCCACGAGACACCCAACUAUUCCGGCACGAAACGCUCCGGCGUCGGCUCCGGCUUCAUGGAACGCAUCGCCCGCGCCUUUAUUGAAGCCGAAGGUGCCGCACCUAAAGACUCUCCUCCCAGCACCGCCGGCCGCGCCCUCAACCUUUCCGUCCCCAUGUUCCGCGGUCUGAUGUCCAACCCGCUCUCCCGUGAGUUCGCUUCCGACGGUCCGAUGGUGCUCAUCGGUGCGGGUGUGGGAAUGGCUCCUUUCCGUGGCUUCAUUCUCAACCGCCUGAAGAACGCCAAUUGCGCGAACAAGAUCUGGCUCAUCCAAGGCAUCCGCGAUAGCAUGCUCGAUGAGAUUUACCGCGGCGAACUCGGCGCGCACGAAUCGGAGAUCAAAAAGGUCGUGCAGUCUCGCGCGCAGAAGAUGCUCCCUCCCAAGGUGGCCAAGUAUGUCCAAGAUGAGGUCAGGUUGCAAGCGGACAUUGUCUGGUUUGUAAUCAAUGCGCUGGACGGGAGAAUUUUCGUGUGUGGAUCUACCUCGGGCAUGGGCGAGGGAGUGGAGAGUGCACUUGUUGAUGUUGCAAUGGAUAAGGGGAAUUUGGAUGAGGAGACCGCACGGCAGUUCUGGGAGGGGAAGAAGGCGGGUGGACAGUAUAUUGCUGAGACUUGGUAAGAGGUGGCCGUGUUUCGUUGCGUUUUGCUUGGAUAAGAUUUGGGGAAUAGCCGCGAUGGCUUGGUUUGCUUGGGAGGAUUUCUUGAUACGAUUUUGGCGGGCAAGCAAGCGUUGCUUGAAAGUUUGUUUUCCGGAUUGGUUUCACCUUCGACUCGGGUCAUUUUGGACU
Zymoseptoria tritici IPO323 is the source of this 2282-nucleotide messenger RNA. RefSeq lists its product as uncharacterized. NCBI's taxonomy places the organism in Eukaryota, Fungi, Ascomycota, Dothideomycetes, Mycosphaerellales, Mycosphaerellaceae. Gene Ontology annotation, molecular function: [methionine synthase] reductase (NADPH) activity; FMN binding; flavin adenine dinucleotide binding. The record is from RefSeq and is a predicted model, not a curated record. The coding region runs from base 65 to 2113 and encodes 682 amino acids. Gene Ontology annotation, biological process: homocysteine metabolic process. Gene Ontology annotation, cellular component: cytosol. The transcript is spliced from 2 exons.